AUGAGUGCAACUCCACACCCUUUCUUAGAAUCUUUUGACCCUGAAUCUGAAAGGACCUUUAGAGUUAGGAGACGAACCCAAAGAGCAAAUAGGCAGAUCCUACUUCUAGAUUUUGAAGAAAUGGAGGAUUUAGGAAAUGUAAAUGGGAAUGAUGGGGUAAGAGGACCUGCAAGGAUAGAGAACCCACCAGCAAUAGAUGACAAUGAUAGGUCCAUGACGGACUUCAUUAUACCUGUUUUGGAUGAGUUAGACCCAAGUAUUGCUCAACCUGUUAAUGGAGUGCCCUUUAAGUUAGAACCGGUGAUGUUCACCAUGCUCCAAAAAAUGGGGCAGUUUCAUGGUCUGUUGAUGGAAGACCCACCCAAGCACCUUAGGAAUUUCAUAGAAGUGGCCAACACUUUUAGGAAUCCUAACAUCUCAGAUGAUGUACUUAGAUUGAAGCUCUUCCCUCAUUCACUGGCUGCCAAAGCCAAAGAGUGGUUGAACUCCCUUCCAUCCAACUCUAUAACCAAUUGGCACACACUGGGUGAAAAAUUUAUCAUGAAAUUUUUUCCAUCCAACAAGAUAGUACAAACCAGAUGUGACAUUACCAACUUCAUGCAAAAGGAUGGUGAGACCCUUGUAGAUGUGUGGGAAAGGUUUAAAAUCCUUCUUAAGCAAUGCCCUAACCAUGGUUUGCUACCUUGGGCAGUGCUGCAAACCCUUUACAACAACCUUAACACCCAAAACAGAGCCUUAGCAAAUUCUGCUGCUAAUGGCAUGUUUAUGUCCAUGUCCUUUAAUCAAGCCCAUGAUUUGUUGGAACAACUGACUCAAAAUUAUGCCGAAUGGCCUGAAGAUAGAAAUCAGUCAAGGAGAGUGGCUGGUUUGCAUGAGCUAGACCCUGUAACAGUUCUUUCAGCUAAGUUUGAUGCACUAACUAUUUUAGUGAAAAACCAGGGUCAAGCCAUUGAGGCAAGAUUGUCUCAACCUCAAGUUCCAAUACCACAAGUCAAUGCUGUGAACACAGGUGAAACUUGUGUUUUCUGUAGUGGGCCCCAUAUGUUUGCUAGCUGCCCAUCCAACCCUGAAUCUGUGUUCUUUGUGGGGAACCAAAAUAGGAACCAAAAUAAUUUUUCCAACAACUUUAAUCAAGGUAGGAGGCAGAAUCAACAGCCUCAAUAUUUUCAAGGGCAAGGGCAGCAAGCUGGCCCAUCUAAUGCUCAAGCCAAACCACAUUUUCCCUCUCAAAACUACCCACAAUCUCCAAGGCAGCAACCUGUUGCUCAAUCUAGUGAGAUGCCUACCUCUUCACCUUCUUCCUUAGAAGCUUUGUUAAGGGAGUACUUGGUCAAGAAUGAAACUAAGCAAAACAACUUGGAAGUUGUUGAGCAAAGUAUUCCUGCAUCUUUGAGGAAUAUAGAAUCCCAACUAGGCCAUUUAGCAAAUACUAUGAAUAGCAGACUCCCUGGUACCUUGCCUAGUAACACUUAA
Molecule: messenger RNA, 1473 nt
Organism: Gastrolobium bilobum
Lineage: Eukaryota; Viridiplantae; Streptophyta; Magnoliopsida; Fabales; Fabaceae
Exons: 1
Coding region: 1-1473 (490 amino acids)
Source: RefSeq, a predicted model, not a curated record